UCGCGACAGGACGGAGACGUUAGGUUUCGGCGGCCCGGGAGUGCGCUCCGCUCUUCGCGGGCGGCUAUGAACCUAGCUCGACACCUCCCGUGCGGGGUGUCUGACGGUUACUUAAGGACGGCAGAUUUCCUUACCUUCCGCCUCCGUGACCGAUUGCGCCGACGCGCAAACGAGCGCCACGCAGCGCGCAGGCGCAGUAGUCCUGCUGGGACUUCCGGGAUCGUUCCCUGAGACUUUUGUGGCGCUAGUUGCGGCUUUGCGGAGGACGGCGGCCGAGAGGCAGGGCACGUAUUAGUUCGCGCGGACCCCGGCGGCGUGAUGCGGUACAACGAGAAAGAGUUGCAGGCGCUGUCUCGGCAGCCGGCAGAGAUGGCGGCCGAGCUGGGCAUGCGGGGCCCCAAGAAGGGGAGCGUGGCCAAGAGGCGGCUGGUGAAGCUGGUGGUGAACUUCCUCUUCUACUUCCGCCCGGACGAGGCCGAGCCCCUCGGAGCCCUGUUGCUGGAGCGCUGCAGAGUGGCCCAGGAAGAGCCCGGCGGCUUCUCCAUUAGCUUCGUGGAAGACCUCAGCAGGAAGUAUCACUUCGAGUGCGGUAGCCAAGAGCAGUGUCAGGAGUGGAUGGAGGCUCUGCAGAGGGCCAGCUACGAGUACAUGCGACGAAGCCUGGUCUUCUACAGGAAUGAGAUCAGGAAGAUGACAGGCAAGGACCCCCUGGAGCAGUUCGGCAUCUCCGAGGAGGCCAGGUUCCAGUUGAAUAGCUUGCCUAUGGACGGGCGGACUGAUUGUAUUGGCUCCCAGCUAGAUGCGUUGGACUGACUGUCGCUGGGCCCCUGGCUACUCUGGGAGGUAUAUUUUAGAGGCUUAAAAACAUCUGUUCAAAGCCAGAGGUCCAGAGAGGUGGGCAGGCGCUGUGGUCCCAUGCCCCAUGCCAUCUCCCUUCAAGUGACCACAUCCAGGGACUGAGCCUGGCACAGCUCCCAUGUCCAUUUUCAGAUGAAUGUAUAAUGCUAGGUAAAGCUGUGAAUGGUGAGGGUUCCCCUCAGCCAGCUGUGAACCCCUCUCCUGCUGAUAUGCUAGAGCAGGCCACGGUGCUGGCCUUCAGUGCUGAGCCUGCUCUUUAAUAAAGGUACCUCUUUUUCAA
Molecule: messenger RNA, 1138 nt
Organism: Psammomys obesus (fat sand rat)
Lineage: Eukaryota; Metazoa; Chordata; Mammalia; Rodentia; Muridae
Gene: Plekhj1
Product: pleckstrin homology domain containing J1
Exons: 6
Coding region: 319-813 (164 amino acids)
Biological process (GO): endosome organization; receptor recycling; retrograde transport, endosome to Golgi
Cellular component (GO): recycling endosome; trans-Golgi network; early endosome
Source: RefSeq, a predicted model, not a curated record